This is a messenger RNA of Pseudomyrmex gracilis, 1164 nucleotides long. RefSeq lists its product as uncharacterized. The transcript is spliced from 3 exons. The record is from RefSeq and is a predicted model, not a curated record. NCBI's taxonomy places the organism in Eukaryota, Metazoa, Arthropoda, Insecta, Hymenoptera, Formicidae. The coding region runs from base 1 to 1164 and encodes 387 amino acids. Gene Ontology annotation, molecular function: nucleic acid binding; RNA-DNA hybrid ribonuclease activity.
AUGGGAAAGUCCUGGGGCAUUAAACUGAAUGCUGCUCUAUGGAUAUACAAAUCGGUAUUGUUACCGAGAUUAACAUAUGCUGCUGUAGUCUGGUGGCCUAGAGUAAAAAUGACGGAGGCAAGGAACCUGCUAAGAAGCCUACAGGGUAACUACCUAAGGGCUGCGGCAAGGACAAUGAGAACAACACCAACAGAAGCGCUGGAAGUAGCACUUUGUAUUCCUCCUCUAAGUCAACAAAUAGUCAGCACCGCUGGACUCACAGCAUAUAGACUAAGGUGUCAGGGGGAGUGGAGACAAUUCGAGACAGGUCAUACCAAACUCGGGUUUCUCCACAAAUUUCCCUUCACACUGAAGCAAGAUAGAAUACUCAGAAUAUACCAAAUGCGUGGUUCACCGAUGGAUCUGGAGAAAACGACCGCUUUGGAGCAGGUUAGCCACAGUUUUCCAAGCGGAGGUUUUGGCUAUCCUGGAAUGUGCAAGACUCCUGCUCUCAAAGGAGACUAUGGCAGGAGGAUCCAUAUCUACACAGAUAGUAAAGCCGCUAUAGGAGCCCUUACUAAGACCACCACUGAAUCAUCAGUGGUUUGGGACUGCAUGCAAACUCUGAACAGAUUGGGAGAUCAUAACAAGAUCACACUAAUUUGGGUACCCGGUCAUCAAGGUAUCCGCGGUAAUGAGAUAGCGGAUAGCUUGGCAAAGCUGGGCACCUUAGAGGAACCAGCUGGCCAAAAAGUCGGCGUUCCCUUUGCCGUAGAGAAAAAUUAUAUCAAGGGUCGGCUGAAGCGAGAGCACCAGGACUCUUGGAAGAAACUGAAAAGCUGUCGCCAGGCCAAACUCUUGAUGAGUCAGCCAUCGUCAAGCAGGGUUAAAGAACUGCUGGCUAUGGAUAAAGAUAGACUAAGAUUAAGUAUCGGUCUUCUCACUGGACACUGGGCUUUCAAGGUACAUUUGUACAACAUGGGACUGGCCGACGAAGCAAACUGCAGAUUAUGCGGUGAGAAAAAGGAGGACAGCAAGCAUAUACUGUGUCGCUGUCCAUUCUUAGUUCUUAAAAAACUAUCCUUGGGUUGCAUGUUUGUGAGGCCCGAGGACCUGAAAAAUAUCAAGAUCAGCCAUCUGCGAAGCCUGGCAGAAAAUGCCGGGCUGAAGCAGAUAGGCCGAUAA